AUGGCGCCCAAGAAGGGUUCGGCCUCGAGUAAGGGCAACGCGUCCAAAAACUCAUCUCUUGGCGUUCCAGACAGUGAUCACAUAGUAUUCACGAACAGGAAGAGUGACAAAAAGAAACCGGAGCAAAAGGAGCCCGAAGGUGUACCACGUCCCGAUGUGAAAAAGAUCAUUGGAGGAGCGUCUUGGACGGGGAAGCUGCCCGUUAAUCUGCUGUCGGAGCACUGUCAACGUCAAAAAUGGAACAAGCCCGACUAUCAAAUGCGCCAGAUGCCAUCGCCAAAUGGUGGCGAAAAGGUCCACCGGGCGUGUGUUGUGCUAUCCAAAGCAGACCCGAAGUCCGGUGAAAUCACAAAGCUUCCCCCAUUUCAGCUCCCACCCACAGAUAUACAUCUCGCAGACCAGUCAUCAGCCCUGGAGGCCCGUCAUUUUGCCGCGGCUUUUACCCUCUACCGGUUACAAAGCAUGAAGAAUCUUUCUAUGGCACUACCUCCGACCUACCGAGACCUGUGGAAGGGCGAUUUCCAGCGCCUCAAAGACGAAGAUGUCAAGGAAGGCAGAGCUUGGAAGUAUGACGCCGAUCCAUUCGCUGCUGAAUCCAAGCGCCAGGAAAUCAAGGCUGCCAUGGAGAAGAGGAAGGAGGAGCAAGCACGGAAGCCUCUCAAACCAGAGACAGUGAGCCUUGUGGGUGUCGGUUCCAGCAGUGUCGGUGCCAAGGGCUGGGAACGAGCACCUCGCAUUGAGCUGGGACAAGAUGCUCGUACCAGGAUAGAAUCGUUGAUUAGAACACACAGCGUCUGGAACCGGAGCGCAUUAACAAUGUCAGGAACAGACAAAUCUUCACUCGAAGCCGACCUGGCAAAGUCGGGCUUUCAACACAGCCAUAUUCAGGAGGCUUUUGGCUGUUGUGGGACCCGGGAAGAGGUCUUGGAGUGGCUUCUCAUUCAUGUUCCCGAGGACUGCCUGCCAGCCUGGAGUUUCCCUCCCGGAUACAGUGCAGGAGUAACACUAGUCACGAGUGAUCUUGCGACCGAUGCCAAGGUGAAGAGGCUGACCUUGGGUGGAUACGCAACUCAGCUCUGUCUGCAGGCGUUGCGAGACAAUGAUGGCAAUGAGGCGCUAGCAGCAGAGGCUCUGCAGUCCAAGCUCGUGCCCCCCAAGGAAGCUACUGGCUCGGGUUUCGCAUUUGAUUCACAGGUCUGGGACGAGGAGAUGAAUGCACUAGAAUCUAUUCUCGACAACAGAUUCAAAGCAUCAGCGCCCGAUCAAUGCUCCAUCCGCUCAGACUCAACUUCAGAAAUCCCUGCGACCUACCAUUUUCGGCGUCCUGUUUCUGGAUAUCCAGAUGUACCACCUAUCGUCACCGUUGAAGCCCCAAAUCUACCCAGCUAUAUACGCCUGAGUGCAGUCAAGAAAGCAAUUACAUAUGCGCAGGACAGUCUACUCGGCGACUCCAUGGUAUUCAAUAUACUAGAGUGGCUGGAGAGUUCAAUGCCUGACAUUAUCCGGAAUCCUGGCAAAUUAAGCGACUUGGAGAUAGCAUCCGAGUCAAUGCGCAAGGAUGUUGUUCGGCCAGAGGAAGAUGUGCACAUGCUCCCUUCGCGUUCGAGAACAGCUGAGAGAGUCGAUCUCAAGGAUAGCAGAUCGAGCCAAGUCAUGCUUGAUACCUGGAAGACUCGGCAGUCAUCAGACACGCAGCGGAAGAUGAAUGCCGCGAGACAAAGAUUGCCUGCAUGGUCCAAACAAGACGAAAUCGUCAGAGUUGUCAACGACACACAAGUCACGUUAAUCACGGGUGAGACUGGGUCCGGCAAGAGUACUCAAGCCAUACAGUUCAUACUCGACGACGCCAUCCAGAGUACGCGAGGCUCCUCGGCCAACCUCAUCUGUACGCAGCCAAGACGAGUCGCCGCACUCUCACUGUCCGAGCGUGUGAGCGCAGAGCGAUGCUGCAACGAAGGCGAUGAAGUUGGGUACAUAAUCAGAGGCGACUCCAAGACCUCCUCCAGGACCAAGAUCACAUUCCAGACCACUGGUGUCCUGCUGCGCCGGCUACAGAGUUCUCCCAGCAUCAAAGCUGCAUUGGCAGGAGUCAGCCAUGUCUUCAUUGACGAAGUUCAUGAGCGCUCACUUGAUACCGACUUCCUCCUGGCGCUGUUGCGCGAUGCUCUACCCCAGUUGCCUCAUCUGAAGAUCGUGCUCAUGAGUGCUACCCUCAAUGCAGAUACAUUCGCCAACUAUUUCGGCGGAGACCGGGUUGGCAGAGUUCACAUCGAAGGGCGUACAUACCCGGUCGAGGACUAUUACCUUGACGAUGUCCUGAGGCUGACGGGCAGUGGUGGCAACAAACAAGAAUUCGGUGCGGAGGACGAAUACAGCAUUGGCAAAGCCAUACAAGGGCUCGGAGGUGGCAUCAACUACGAGCUGAUUGCCUCACUCGUGCGCCAUAUCGAACGGGAACUAGGCAAUUCACGUGGCGGAGUUCUGAUCUUCAUGCCGGGCACGAUGGAAAUUGACCGCUGCCUCAAGUCGUUGUCUGACAUGGCAAACAUUCAUGCCCUCCCUUUACACGCGUCGCUCGCGCCAGCCGAACAACGACUGGUCUUCAAGCAGCCGCCAGCAGGGAGACGGAAAGUCGUGGUCGCAACUAACGUGGCCGAGACGUCCAUUACUAUUGAAGACAUUGUCGCCGUCAUCGACUCGGGGAAGGUCAAAGAGACAAAUUAUGACCCGAUCUCAAACAUCGUACGAUUGGAGGAAGUCUGGGCGUCUCAAGCUGCCUGUAAACAACGUCGUGGCAGAGCAGGUCGAGUGCAGGCCGGGAAAUGCUACAAGCUCUUUACGAAGAAUGUCGAGGCCAACAUGGCAGCGGCAGCGGCACCCGAGAUGCACAGGACGCCAUUGGAGCAGCUGUGUCUCUCUGUGAAGGCUACCGGCUCAGAUCGCAAGGUGGAGGAGUUCCUGGCACGGACGAUUUCACCUCCUGACAGUCGCGCCGUCGCCACGGCCAUGAAGACACUGCAGAGAAUGGGUGCUUUGGAGAACGACGGCCUGACCGGCCUUGGCACUUACUUGUCCAUGAUACCAGCUGACCUUCGGUGCGCGAAACUGCUCGUCUACGGCGUCUUGUUCGGUUGCGUCGAGACCUGUCUGACCAUAGCCGCGAUAUUGACGACGAAAAGCCCGUUCGUUUCCCCACGCGACAAGCGUGAUGAAGCCAAGGAUGCAAGAAUGUCGUUCCCAACUUCGGAGGGUGACUUGAUGCUCGAUAGCGCAGCGUUCGACCAGUGGAAGGAGCUCUCUGCCGCUUCACGGUACCGAGACGUGCAGAACUGGUGUUCGUCGAAGUUCCUGUCGCAGCAGACCUUUCGCGACAUCGACUCGACACGGCGCCAACUCCUUGACUCCUUGAUCGAGGCAGGGCUUUUACCUCCUACAUACCGCAACCAGUCGAACGACGGCAACCGCCACAAGGGCAAUACCAUGCUCCUCCGAGCCCUGAUUGCAGGUGCUCUCAAUCCUCAGAUCGCGCGCAUCCAAAUGCCGGACAAGAAGUACAUCGCGUCCAUGAGUGGGGCGAAGGAACUCGACCCCGAGGCCAAAACCAUCAAGUACUUCAACGAGGAGAAUGGACGUGUGUUUGUGCAUCCGAGUAGUGUUCUCUUCGACGCACAGUCAUUCUCUGGAAAUGCAAGUUUCGUCAGCUAUUUCACCAAGAUGGAGACGAGCAAGACGUUUAUUCGCGAUCUGACGCCCCUGAACGCUUAUUCGUUGCUGUUGUUCGGCGGGCCGAUCGAGGUUGAUACGUCGGGGCAGGGGGUGAUUGUAGAUGGAUGGUUGAGACUGAAGGGAUGGGCGAGGAUCGGGGUGCUGGCUUCGAGGUUGCGAGCUCUGUUGGACGAUGCGUUGAGGCGGCGGAUAGAUGCUCGCGGCGCGGUGACGGCUGAUGAUGCUGGGCUCUUUGAUAUGGUCAGGCACUUGGUGGAGUUCAAUGGCCAGGAUAGAUAG
Molecule: messenger RNA, 4005 nt
Organism: Cladophialophora carrionii CBS 160.54
Lineage: Eukaryota; Fungi; Ascomycota; Eurotiomycetes; Chaetothyriales; Herpotrichiellaceae
Exons: 1
Coding region: 1-4005 (1334 amino acids)
Cellular component (GO): intracellular anatomical structure
Molecular function (GO): RNA binding; protein binding; ATP binding
Source: RefSeq, a predicted model, not a curated record